This is a messenger RNA of Triticum dicoccoides, 854 nucleotides long. RefSeq lists its product as uncharacterized. The coding region runs from base 95 to 598 and encodes 167 amino acids. NCBI's taxonomy places the organism in Eukaryota, Viridiplantae, Streptophyta, Magnoliopsida, Poales, Poaceae. The record is from RefSeq and is a predicted model, not a curated record. The transcript has a single exon.
UCUUAACACCGUCGCAUCUCCAGAUCUCUUGUGAAACCCAACGACCUCAAGCUAACCCCGAACCCGAAGCCACCGCUCAAGAGAAAAAACAACAAUGAAAUCCGCGAUGCUUCCCCUCCUCCUUGUGCUCCCCCUGCUCGCCGUCGCCGGCCCCGCCGCCGCGAAGCCGACGGCCUACGAGGCGCUCGCGGCCUUCGACUUCCCCCCGGGCAUCAUCCCCAAGGGGGUCGUCUCCUACACCCUCGACAACGCCACCGGCGACUUCACGGCGCACAUCAACUCCUCCUCCACCUGCGAGUUCUCCAUCCAGGGCUCCUACUCGCUCCGCUACAAGCCCGACAUCAGCGGCCGCAUCUCUGUCGACCGCCUCACCAACCUCCAGGGCGUCACCGUCAAGGUCCUCUUCUUCUGGCUCAACAUCGUCGAGGUCACCCGCAGCGGCGACCAGCUCGGCUUCUCCGUCGGCAUCGCCUCCGCCGACUUCGGCCUCGACAACUUCCUCGAGAGCCCCACCUGCGGCUGUGGCUUCGACUGCAACGACCUCCUGCUGCCGCAGUCCGCCGCCGAGUCGAGCCUGCGCCUGCGAGGUGCGUUCUAGGAUCCCCACCGAGCUCUCUCACAAAGUCACAAGUGACAAGCGCCCCUUCAAAAUUCAGCUAGUUCUUGGAUGGAUAUUCUUGCUCUUGUUGCUGGAAGAUACGAAGGGGCUAGUAGUAUUUUCUAGUGCUGUUCCUGUUUUAGAUGGACCAACAAUUUCAGGACUCGAUUUCGAUGGGUCCGUGUGUGAGUGCUGUACUGUUUCAGAAAGUUUAGAGUAAAACACUUGAGAUCAAUAAAAGUUUCAUAUUCCUAAA